This is a messenger RNA of Thyridium curvatum, 528 nucleotides long. RefSeq lists its product as uncharacterized. The transcript has a single exon. The record is from RefSeq and is a predicted model, not a curated record. Bases 1 to 528 code for a protein of 175 amino acids. Lineage: Eukaryota; Fungi; Ascomycota; Sordariomycetes; Thyridiales; Thyridiaceae.
AUGGAUACCAAAGGUCAACUCGGGACGGAAAGCAACAGCACCAGUACCACGCCACGGUUCGCCCUCGAGCCGAUGAGACAGAUGCUGCUCGGUUGGCAAGUCGUGGCGGGUUGCGCGCUCGGAGCCUUUACCAUCACCCUUUUGAUCUUGGUUAUCAUGAGCAGGCGCCGCGCCAAUGCAGCCUCCCAGAUGGCCGACAAACUGAAGAAGGCCCAGGAGGAGAGCAGUCGUCUCAGGGCACAACAACAAGACGGUCUCGAGGAACAGCUACGGCUGAAGAGCGACCUCAAAACGUUACAGCUGCUGAUUCCGGACUGGCCGGACCUCGAAUGCAGGGACGAAGAUGAACAGAGCUCCAUUGUGAGCGACAGCAGAGAGUCGAGCGUUUUCGUCCCGGGUUCCUGGUCUGAUGACGACGCGGACAUGACCGAGGACGAGAUAUCGGCCAUCAGAAAGCCCAGGAUCAUGCGGAUACCGGUUCAGAAGAGUACAACAGAAGACGAUUCUAUUUACAAGUCAAUCAAAUAG